This is a messenger RNA of Pygoscelis adeliae (Adelie penguin), 138 nucleotides long. RefSeq names its product cation channel sperm-associated protein 1-like. The transcript has 2 exons. The annotation marks the transcript as partial. Lineage: Eukaryota; Metazoa; Chordata; Aves; Sphenisciformes; Spheniscidae. The record is from RefSeq and is a predicted model, not a curated record.
AUGGCCAAAGAUCCCACCAUGGCACACCACGGCCAGGCACCCCACCGUGGCCAGGCACCCCACCGUAGCCAGGCACCCCACCAUGGCCAGGCACACCACGGCCAGGCACCCCACCGUGGCCGGGCAUCCCACCAUGGC